GGGUGGCAAUAUCAACCCCCUUAUUUAUUCAUCUUUCUACUCUCGAUAGUGUUUCACAAACACAAGCUUUCAUCUGGGUCCUCUUCCUAAACAUCCAAUUUUGAAAAUUGUUGGUGUCUUUUGGGUGAUCAUCAUAGUUUUGAGGGUUACGUAAAGUUUUGAUUGAUCCAAGUUAUACGAUAAAAUACGACCCAAUAUCAAGAAAUAGUGGCAUAUGGCGAGCAGGAGAUCUCUGCAGCUUGUAUUGAACAAAAUUAAAAGCAGUGGAAGCAGGCCAAGUGUUCGAUGUUUUGCGACUGCUACCGAAGGCAUCGCUUCUCCUCCUGCAUCUUCUAGUGACCUUAUCCAUUUAGAGCAUGAUUACAGCGCUCACAAUUACCAUCCCGUCCCUAUCGUGUUUUCUCAUGGAAAGGGGUCAGCUAUUUGGGAUCCAGAAGGCAAAAAAUAUCUCGACUUCCUUUCAGCUUACUCUGCAGUUAAUCAGGGACAUUGUCACCCAAAAAUCAUGAAAGCAUUAGUUGAGCAGGCACAAACCCUCACUCUCAGUUCUAGAGCCUUCUACAACGACAAAUUUCCAGUUUUUGCGGAGUAUCUAACCAAAUUAUUUGGAUAUGAUAUGGUUCUUCCAAUGAACACUGGUGCUGAAGGGGUAGAAACUGCUAUAAAGUUGGCAAGGAAGUGGGGUUAUGAGAAAAAAAGAAUUCCCAAAGAUCAGGCUAUCAUUGUCUCUUGUUGUGGCUGCUUCCAUGGUCGUACAAUGGCUGCUAUAUCUAUGAGUUGUGAUAACGAUGCCACUCGUGGAUUUUGGCCAUUGUUACCUGGCCAGCUUAAAGUCGAUUUUGGAGAUGAAGCUGCUCUUAAGAAACUUUUUGAAGAAAAAGGAGAACAUAUAGCUGGUUUUCUAUUUGAGCCCAUACAAGGAGAGGCAGGGGUUAUAAUUCCUCCAGAUGGUUAUCUUAAGUCUGUCAGAGAACUUUGUUCAAAGUAUAACAUCUUAAUGAUUGCGGAUGAAAUACAAAGUGGCUUAGCAAGAUCGGGAAGAAUGCUGGCUUGUGAUUGGGAAGGUGUACGGCCUGACAUUAUUAUACUGGGGAAAGCAUUGGGCGGUGGAGUCAUACCAGUAAGUGCGGUUCUUGCAGACAAAGAUGUUAUGCUUUGCAUACGUCCAGGGGAGCAUGGGAGCACAUUUGGAGGAAGCCCGCUCGGUAGUGCUGUUGCUAUUGCAUCGUUGCAGGUGAUACAAGAGGAGAAACUUGCCGAAAGAUCCGAUGAAAUGGGAGAGGAGCUGAGGCGAUUGUUAAGGAGGACUCAACAGCAAUUUCCCGACAUUGUGAUGGAAGUCCGAGGAAAAGGAUUAUUCAACGCAGUGGAGCUUAUUAGCAAGGCUUUAUUCCCUGCAACCGCAUACGAUCUGUGUAUCAAGUUGAAGGAAAGAGGAAUUCUCGCGAAACCUACUCAUAGCGCUACUAUCCGAUUAACUCCUCCCCUUUCCAUGAGUUUGGAGGAGCUUCGUGAAGGUGCGAAAGCGUUUCAUGAUGUUUUGGAACACGACCUCCCGAAACUGGUGAAGGAGAAGCCAAAGACGGGUGAACCGAAGGAGCAAAACCAGUGUGAUCGUUGCGGGCGAAACUUGUAUGGCUAAGAAGCUUUGCUUCAGCUGAAUAAGCCAUUCCCAGUUGGUCCUUAAUUGCAUCCUUACAAAAGAGAAGGCAUAUUAUAGUUUGAAUAAGUUGGAUUUGUUUAAGAUC
Messenger RNA from Cynara cardunculus var. scolymus (artichoke), 1748 nucleotides. Its product is annotated as ornithine aminotransferase, mitochondrial. The record is from RefSeq and is a predicted model, not a curated record. The transcript is spliced from 10 exons. Bases 215 to 1642 code for a protein of 475 amino acids. Lineage: Eukaryota; Viridiplantae; Streptophyta; Magnoliopsida; Asterales; Asteraceae. Gene Ontology annotation, cellular component: cytoplasm. Gene Ontology annotation, molecular function: identical protein binding; pyridoxal phosphate binding; L-ornithine transaminase activity.